Eleginops maclovinus (Patagonian blennie) is the source of this 3307-nucleotide messenger RNA. RefSeq names its product protein phosphatase 1 regulatory subunit 1A-like. Gene Ontology annotation, molecular function: protein phosphatase inhibitor activity. Gene Ontology annotation, biological process: intracellular signal transduction. Lineage: Eukaryota; Metazoa; Chordata; Actinopteri; Perciformes; Eleginopidae. The transcript is spliced from 7 exons. Gene Ontology annotation, cellular component: cytoplasm. The record is from RefSeq and is a predicted model, not a curated record. The coding region runs from base 302 to 937 and encodes 211 amino acids.
UGACAGCUAGGGGAGACAGAGAGGAAGAAGAGUGAAGCCGGGAUAGAGACACCAGCAGGUGCAGAGGAUAGAAACAAACAGGGAUACAAAUAAAAAGAUAGGAAAUCAGGGAAAAGUGAGUUAAAUUAUAAAAGUGAGGAAAAUAGUCAGACAGAAAAUAUACUACCAUCUUAGUUUUUUAUAAGCUGGAGCCCACUUAUUUUCUGCCACCCUCAGUGAGCUAUUACCCUCAUUCACUCGUACGGAUUCUGCCUCCCUCCUCUUCUUCAUCCAGUCAUCCUCUUUGACAGUCAGAGCCACCAUGGACACAGGGAGCCCCAGAAAGAUACAGUUCACCGUUCCCCUUCUGGACACACACCUGGACCCAGAGGCAGCAGAACAGAUCAGAAGACGCAGACCCACGCCUGCCACUUUAGUGGCAUCCAGUGAUCAAUCAUCACCUGAAAUCGAUGAAGAUCGUCUCCCAAACCAGUUGUACAAGGCAGCCUUGCUGAACUCCCCUCGACAACGGAGGAAAGGGCAAAAGGGAAACCCUACGAUGAAAGAGCUGCAGUUCAUGGUGGAGCACCACCUGUACAGGCAGCAGCAGGGAGGGGGGGACGAGUGCUCCUCAGAGAGCUGCCUGUCAGAUCGGCCCAGCCCCGAUUCAUUUCCCCCCGGGGAGGAGCUCCCACACGAUGAUGAGGCCACUGCAGAGGCCUUUGAGAAACUGCGCUGCCAAAUGGAGGAGUUCUCGAGGGAAAGUCUAUCAGAAGCUGCCGGUGGACUCGAGUGCCCCCACUCCAAGGAGAAGGAGGAUUGUUCCAGCCUUGCCAACGUAGCAGAUCCCUCAUCACAACACAAUAACGUGCAAGCAGACACAAAAGCAGCAGCAUCCAGUGCGAAUCAGCCAGCAGAGGAGAAGACAAAGAAAUGCAGCCUUGAGAAAAACAAAUAGAGCGGUCUUCUGCACAAAACAAAGCUGUUUUGUCUGCUAAGCCAGCCGACACAAUGACAGAAGAUUGCGUCUCCAGAUCCACUCUAGAUGCAUCAGGGCAUCCAUGUUCCUCUACAGUCAGGCCUUAGUAACCACACCGAGAACAACAACAAAGGUUUCUAAAAUUAUUUUGUGUGAAAUAUUUAAUUAAAUUGUAUUUAUUUAGCUUCUCCUUCACUGAACUAAAACUAGCUUACUGUAUCUAGUUAAUCACAAAGAGAGACUUUUGUGAUCUCAGUCCCACAUUCAAUUUCAUUAACUAUCACCACUUACAUGCAUCAUGUCCCCUUUAACGUUCAAAGGCAACACAUUUUCUGUUACAAAUAUUUUAGACAGUUCUUUAUCAUUACAUAUGCGCCAUGAUUCCUGCAAUUAUUGUUGCAUUCAAAGCAAUAAACAUGUAUUUAUACCUCAUAACUGGGACCGCAACCAAAACGUCAAAAAUUCAAAUGAAAUGAUUUAGUGAGGUUGAAGUGAGUGGUUUAUAGGCAACAAAUACUGUAGGUUGAUUGACAGAUUAAUGAAAACAUAUUUACACAUGUUCACAAAUGUAUUGGACAUCUCCAAAUACAUUCUGAAAGUACAUUGGAGUACAAUUGCAUGUUAUUUUUCUGCUACAGCAUGUAAAGCUGCAAAGAUUAGUCAAUGCAUUGACUGACAGAAAAUGUAUGGGCAACUAUUUUGAUAAUAGGGUAUUGAUUGAUUUUUUGAAAGAAUAAAUGCAGACUGUUGGUCCAACAAAAUAAUACAAUUUGAACUCUAUUCAUGAAGAGAAUAAACAUCAGAAACGUCAACCCUUGUAACCCUAACAGCAUCACACAUCUGCUUAGUUUCCUGUGCUUAACUUGAAAGGAGAACUUGAUACUGUUGUAUGAGUUUGUUGGAACACGGUUCGUUCAUUCAACUUUUCAAGUAGAUGGGGACUUUGUUUCAAUACAGCCGAUCAAAUCUCAUCAUUUCAAAUCAUAUUUGCAUAAAUCAUUGUUUAAAAAAACAUACAGCAACCUGCAACACAAAACAACCGCCCCUUACAUUGAACAACAUCUACCUUCCUGCAAAAACUCUCCUUAACAUACAUACGUGCAUGUCUGAACCUAAACCAGCAGCUUGUUGAAUGAGCGACCAAACAAACAUUCACAGGGGAACAAUGCACUGCCAUCGCUAGUUUGGAGGUUAGCAUGCUAAUCAGCUGCUCUGCUGCAGCACAUUAAACGGCAUGUAAACUUACUUACUUGCGAGUUUCCUGUCAGAUGUUGGUCCUUGCAAUUCAGCCGGGGCGUUAAUCCAUCCAUAGUUACUUUCAAACACCGCUGCCUACAAGUCUGCCCCUCAGAUGUAGGCUAAGAUGUGUUCAUCACAGACACACGCUCCUUAUAAUGAGAGGUAAAAGAGUAUGUGAUAUAUUUCCUCCAAAGACCUUUCUUUCUCUUUAAAAACAAAACCCCAAACUAUUAACUACAAGUCUAAAAAAAUUAACUUGUUAACAUUAUUUCUGACUUCAAACAUGAAUAAAUAUAUGUGAUUUCCAUUGGUUUUCCAAGGAGGACAUACAGUAGCUACUGAUAAUAGGCCAAUUUACAUAUUGCAAUUUACCAUGCCCGGUUACAGUAGCAAAUACACUUUAUACAAGACUUUUACCAGCAAGCUAGUUGUGAACUUCUAAAAGCUUCGAUAGAGUGUUGAGUCUGCAGAUUUGCUUACGAUUUAGUUUGUUUUAACUUAACAUCAUCAGUGACCAAAUUGUAUCAUCAUAUUUGACACUUUUUGGGGGAAAUUAAAUCCUCGUCAUAAAACUCUAUCCUGCAUGGCACUGAAUGUAGAGUGACUUUUUUUCGUGUACUAUUGUUUUGUAUGGGUAAUAAUUUCAAAAGUCAAUCAAAUUACCAGCAUUCCUUUUUCUUAUAGUUUUCUAUGAAACAAGAACAUUAUAAAGUCACCACCAUACAUCAUACAUGUACUUCAUCAGUUAUUUUUAGCACAUAGUGACAUUAUUAUGUAGAAUUUGUGACAAUCCUUCCAUAACAUGGAACAUAGAAACACGUAAAAGUAAUGAAACAAAAACCGUUAACAAACAGUAAGCUAAAGCCACCCCAGAAUGAUCUUGGUAUUGAUCACAACAAACCAAUGAUCACAAUGACUCAAAAAGAUGGUAAAAACAUUCCUGUGCAAGUUCUUUUCUUCUUCUGCGGUGUAUUAACGGACCACAUAAUGUUCUUUUCUGUUUUUGAAUGGUAAUAAUGUAAUAUGUAAUUGUUCCAAUUUUACUUGAAAUGAUUGAUGAUUACAUCUGUAAUCAAAAUUUAUUUGAUACAAUAAAAUGUUUAAAUUGGU